Caenorhabditis elegans is the source of this 904-nucleotide messenger RNA. It is a transcript of the gene F18A1.7, whose product is annotated as Chondroitin proteoglycan 4 domain-containing protein. Lineage: Eukaryota; Metazoa; Nematoda; Chromadorea; Rhabditida; Rhabditidae. The coding region runs from base 1 to 801 and encodes 266 amino acids. The record is from RefSeq and is marked reviewed. The transcript has 4 exons.
AUGCGCCAUCUCCAUCUCGCCUUCUUCCUUCCCGCCAUCUUUCUGUUCUUCUCGUGUGUAAAUGGUGCCAUCGAAUCGGUACACGACGACAAAGAUGUCGUGCCACACGAAGAACAAGCCCUCGACGUCGACACAAUUUUCCGCGCUCUUGGAGUUCCAUAUUGCAUGCGAAAGUGCAUCGACCCGUUCAUCAAUUCUACGACGUCUCUGUGGAACAUGAAGAAUGUUGUACAUCAAGCUCGCAAAGUCUGUGGUCAUCAUGCACAGGCUAUCACUUGUCUGAAGAAAGAACAGUACUGUGAUCACAACAAGCUCUUCGCAAAAGCCAGCAGCAGUGUUGAAUAUAUGUGUGCCACAAAGCACGUUCUGUUUGAGCGAAUGGAGUCGUGUCUCAACCCUGUCGUUGAUGAUAUCAUGUCAGGCUGCGACAAAGAAUGCUAUGCUCGUUCAAACCUAACUGCUUUCGCUCAAGAUUCUAACAUUAAAUUCGCUGCUACAGUUGGAGGUAAUGUAUUUAUUGUUGCUGAUCAUCUUGGAGAACUUUGUAACUCUCUGCAAUGUACUCUCCCAUGUGUCACCAAGCGACUCAACAGCAAGUGUGCCUUGAGUGGAUGGCUUAGUCUGGACAUGCUUAUGCAACCAUUCGAUGCCGUUUCUGUAAUGGUUGAUCAAUUGUCACCAGCAUUGAGGGAUGUCAUCAGUAAGAAAAUCGAUAAAAGAUGCCGUUUUGCAAUUAACCCAACUCGUCUCAACCGCAUUCGCAACGGCGAUUUCAAGGCUUUUAACAUGGAUAACAUUUGAUCGCAUCUCAUUUCAUGAUUCCAGUACUCACUAAAACCCACGAAUUGUAAAUAAUCACCCGACACAAAUAUGUUGAUAUAUCGAAUAAAUAGUUGUAAACUGU